CCUUGCCGCCCCGCCUCUUUCUCCCCAGCUAACCGUCGCGCGCCUGGCUACCCGGAGUCUCGGGGUCUCGCCUUGUGUUUCGUCCCCGUUGGGGCACAGAUCGAUGUGUCGAACUCGGGAUGUGAUUGGCUCGGGUCCGGGACGCCUUUGGGAUCCCCGACACCAGUGGAAUCGAGUUGACCAUGUUUCGGCUAAAGCGGGGCAAGAACCCGGUGCAGGAUGGUUUUAACGUGCUCAGCACCAGUCAGUUGCGAGACCUCUUACAGGACGAGAGCAAAAUGGAGCAGAUUGUUAGACUGAGCCAAAAGUUUCAGGAACUGCAGGAAGAUCGAGAUACCAUACUACUGAGCAAUCGCAGUCUUGCAGAGAAGACAUUGUCUCACCAGCCAGAGUUUGAUAAUGGAAAGCUGAAGCUUGCUGACAAGUACCAGGAACUGGAGCAGUUAAUGCAAUCUUGUCGAGGAAAACAGGAGCGCCUGGAUGCCUACAUGGAAAAGAGGAGCCUGCAGGCAGCUCAGACUCUUCUCCAGUCAGAGGUGGACCAGGCAGAGCAGCAGUCUGAGAAACUCUUGGAACAAUUCAUGGAUGGUAGUUUGGCUUUGGAAGACUUUUUGGAAUCAUUUCAGAAAUCCAGAAAGGUUUGUCAUAUCCGACGUGCCCAGUCUGAAAAAGCUCAAGAAUUAGGGCGACAGGACAGAAACUUGAGAAGGUUGUGCCAUCCAGACGACACAAGAACCACCGAGCAAGAGUCCACCUCCUUGAAUAGUUGCCCAAUUCAAGCACCACCUCGGGUUUAUCAGGUUCGUUAUGGACUCACGCCAGCAAUUCUUGUCCCUUCUUUUCCUUUACCUUCUGCCCCAGGUUCGGGGACCAGCACCAAUUUGCCACCCCUGAGUGUCCAUACAGGGCAUCCUCAGGUUUUUCGACCCGGCUCUCCCCACUCAGGGUUAGGCGUACCUGUGGGGCUUAGGGUGAUUGGACAGAUUUCUGGAUGGCCUCCCAGGUCAGCGCGGACCAAGCAGCUUCACCAUAAGAAUAAACAGCAUCAGCAAGGACCCCCAUACCGAUGACAUAUGGCAGAAACUUGAUUACAAGUUAAUCUUAUGAAUGCAAUACAGUUUGAUCAUCAUUUCCAUGCUUUGGUCCUCUGCCAUUUGCUGUUUAUGAAUGAAGAUCAAGUGUAGGGAUUUUACUAAGGACUGAGGAAUUAAGGAAUGUUUCUAACCAAAAAAUGUGUUUUAAUGUGUAGUGACCUCAUAUUCAUUCUGUACAGGGUGGGUCGGCAGCUAACCGUGGCUCAUACUUGCCCGGUUUUGAAUUUCUGCUGUUGGCCUACCCCCAAGAUGGUGUGCCUUCCACGGUGAAAGACAUCAUAAAAGAAAAGGAUGAUAAAAUAGACUAUAUAUUUAAUGACAGUAGACUUGGCUCUUUUUGAAGAUGGCCUCCAGGCACACCAGUCUCAUUGCAUCAGGAUUAUGGAAUCUGAUGUGGCUGAUUAUCCUGUUAAUGUAUUAAGAUGUUAUUAUUUAAAAUGUAUUAUUCAUGUAAAAAUGAUAUUUUGUGUACAAAUUACAUCUUAGAGUUAGCGAAAGUUACAGAUCAUAUAUUAAUUUGCCAGGGCUCAAGGUUUGAACUACAUCUUUGGGGUAGCGCAAAACAUCUCAACAUCAAACUCUUGUGUAAGUUACAGGCAUACUGUAUGUGUGUCCUUUAUCCAUAUUUGUAUCUGUGUUGUUCAUUUUGAGAGGUGUCUUCUAAUUUGAAAAGAAAAAAAAUACUUGAAACCCUUUACUUUUUUCAUAAUCAGUAUAAAUAACACCAAGGUGACUUG
Messenger RNA from Erpetoichthys calabaricus (reedfish), 1831 nucleotides. It is a transcript of the gene vps37d, whose product is annotated as VPS37D subunit of ESCRT-I. The transcript is spliced from 4 exons. NCBI's taxonomy places the organism in Eukaryota, Metazoa, Chordata, Cladistia, Polypteriformes, Polypteridae. Bases 183 to 1070 code for a protein of 295 amino acids. The record is from RefSeq and is a predicted model, not a curated record. Gene Ontology annotation, biological process: ubiquitin-dependent protein catabolic process via the multivesicular body sorting pathway; protein targeting to membrane; protein targeting to vacuole. Gene Ontology annotation, cellular component: ESCRT I complex.